Cuscuta campestris is the source of this 739-nucleotide messenger RNA. The record is from the annotation of a GenBank genome assembly. Lineage: Eukaryota; Viridiplantae; Streptophyta; Magnoliopsida; Solanales; Convolvulaceae.
CGUACCGCCGUUUCAAUUUAGACUCCACGAGCCCGUCUCCUCACCGUCAAAGGCAAAAAAUGGCCGGGAACUCGCCGGAACCCGGUAUUGUGCCCGAGUUUGCCGGCGAUCUGAAAGAGCUUUACGCUAUAUGCGACGCCGAAGACGAGAUUUCUCCGGAGAUAGCCGAGGAGAUGGUAGAGAGGGUGAUGCACGAGCUCCUGAAAGAGAUCACCGGCGCCGGAAGUCUACCGCCGUCGCCGUCGGGGGGAUUCAUGGUCAGCGAGAGCUGCGGGCCGGCGGCGCUUUCUGGGUCGGGCUCGACCGUCAUGGCCGGCAUUGAGUUGAGCUUCUGCAGCGGCGCGCGGGCUCUCUCUGGUUUCCCGGCGGGUCAAUGCGGCGGGAACGGGUCUGGCGUGGAAGAGAGAGCGGCAGGAGAAAUGCAGUACACAAGGGCGCGCGGCGGUGGUGAAGGCUGUGACGGGUUAGUUUGCGACGACGAUGAGUGGCUCGCCGUGUUUCUUAGCUAUUCCCCGCCGGAGCUUGAUGUAUGGUUUUGAACCCUUCCCGGCGGUUGCCGGUACGGGUGUUUGUUUUUACUGGCCUUAUUAUUGCCGUCAUAAUCUCGUGAAAAAUGUGAGGUGAUUGACUAUGUUUCAAGAAUACUCCCUCCCCUCCAUCCCAAAAUAAAAAUCUUGUUCGAAUAGUCAUUAUAAUUUGAAAUUUUUACACUAAAUAUCACUAAAACUUUAAGUCAUUU